AUGAGAACGAUUCCGGCGUUCACACCGACGACACUCACCUGGAUGGUUCUGGACGAUGCACGGCGAGCAACCGUUCCACCGCUGACUCGGCAAUCUUAUGUUCCUGCAAAUAUAGGGGCGAAUAGGGGCGAUACUCUACUGGAUGAGGUGAACUACUGCCUGUGCCUAGUCGAAAGAAAGUACUCUCACGGCUCAAUCGAGUGA
Messenger RNA from Cylicostephanus goldi, 204 nucleotides. NCBI's taxonomy places the organism in Eukaryota, Metazoa, Nematoda, Chromadorea, Rhabditida, Strongylidae. The record is from the annotation of a GenBank genome assembly.